AUGAAAUCAGCUGUCCCAAAAAUUGUCAUCCGACCACGAGCAUCUUCGGCACGCAAUGCAGCUACGCCUUCAGCUGCUGCUACACCAACGAGCGAAGCAGGCUCCGCCCAUGAAGAAGAUGGGGAAGAUGUAGAACACGACGAAUCCAACGCAAUGGAUGUCGACCAGGAGAAUCUGGACGACGAUGCAGGCUCAGGGUCUGAAGACCAAGCCGAAAAUGAUAGUGUCUCAGGUCGUGCCGCUACCCGACCAAGAGGCAGGCCGAAAGGGAAAGGGAAGGCCGUUAGCAGUGGAACAAGUACUCCUCGUGCCCGUGGUCGAGGUAGGGGUCGUGGUCGAGGCAGAGGACGAGGCGGAAAUUCUCUACUUAUCAGGCUACCAAAACGGAACGAUGACGACACCGACGCGGAUGAAGGAGAGGAUGCGGACGUCGAGGGAGCUGAUGCAGUUGAUGAUAACGACGCUGAGAAGGAAGCACCUAUCGGGGGAGGGAAACCAUUCCGAAAGAUUCACGGAGAGGUCUAUGUUAUCGACGGGGAUGAAUUCAUAACGCCAGAUAAUCCAAAGGGAGACGAAAAGAUUGACAAGUUUGGAAACCUUCUUGGAGGUCGUCGAUUUAAAGCAGCUACAUUCAUUCUUCCCAAUCGGCAUCCACAGAGAAUGUAUAUGCUUGCCAUUGAUGCUGCUCGCACAUCUGGCUUCAGGGACUCACUAUACUACUUCCGUCGCAACCCCCUUGCCUUUAAGCUCAAUGCCACGCAACCAGAAAAGGACUACCUCAUCGCUGAAGGAAAGCUGGGAUCACAUCUCCGUACAAGAAGUGUCACCCUCGUUACAGCAAGAAGUGCAUUCAAACUACACGGAAGUAAAAUGGUCAUCGACGGUAGAUGGGUAACGGACGACUACGACGAAGAAAAGGUUCUAGAAGAGCUCGCCGAACGGGGUGCAAAACCCGGAGACCUCGUAGGAGAGCUUCCAGAUCCCAACGCAGGGCACCACAACAAUGAACUGUCUGCCUUGAACGCCAGUGCAACAGGUGCAUCCAGCAACAAAAACGAACGUGGCGGUGGCGGUGGCGGCAUCUACCGUGCUGGCGGGCCAACCACCUUGUUUGGCGGAAGUGGAUGGGGUCCGUACAGUGAUGGACCGUUGAACGCUGUCCGGAAGAGUCUACUAUCACGCGACGGCGUGGACGAAGAAAACUGGAUGCUAAUGAUGGCCAAACGGGUUUCCGAAGCAAACGAAGACUGGACAAAGCAGAGGAAAGAGAACCUGAAAGUUGUCGAGGGUGUAGAUGGGUUGGUAAUGGGAGGUGCAUUGCUACCUCCUUCCGGUCCCACUCAACUUCCAGAUGUCUCCAAAAAAUGGAAAGAAGAGGAGGAAGACGGAGACGAGACAGGAGAAACAAAUGAUGGGAAUGUAACUAUCACGGAUGCUGCGAUGCCUAAUUCAAAGAAGCGGAAAGUGAUGUUCGAGGAUAACACACCUGUUGUUGGUGUGUAUGAGCCUCAUGGAAACCUUAUACAUUACCGUUCCGAUACCCAACCGACUAGGUGUCGGUGGGAAGCUCUGCCUGACUCAGCCACCAAACGACGCGUAAUUGGGGGUACCAAAGUGGGCAAUGGCGCAUGGGCACUGGCAUGGGUGGAUACCGUGAUGGAGUUCCCAGAUCCUUCGUCAGAACUCACUACACCUGAAGCGCAAUAUCGGGAGAAAUUGAUAAAGGAGGUAGAGGCAUCCGGAGAGAUGCCAAUAGAUCUCACGUAA
Molecule: messenger RNA, 1767 nt
Organism: Psilocybe cubensis
Lineage: Eukaryota; Fungi; Basidiomycota; Agaricomycetes; Agaricales; Agrocybaceae
Exons: 4
Coding region: 1-1767 (588 amino acids)
Source: RefSeq, a predicted model, not a curated record